This is a messenger RNA of Rhinocladiella mackenziei CBS 650.93, 765 nucleotides long. RefSeq lists its product as uncharacterized. The transcript has a single exon. NCBI's taxonomy places the organism in Eukaryota, Fungi, Ascomycota, Eurotiomycetes, Chaetothyriales, Herpotrichiellaceae. The coding region runs from base 1 to 765 and encodes 254 amino acids. The record is from RefSeq and is a predicted model, not a curated record.
AUGAUGAACUCAAAUGCUUGUCCAAGUCACCGCCACAUCCAAUCCACAAUCCCUAUAACCAAUGCAUCACCAACGUCGACCUAUUCGCCCGUCUUUGUACCUGAAAUGCGAUAUUUGGCAUACAAACUCGGAUACCUCUCCAAGUCAAAUAUCCAGAGAGAAGUCCGCAAGGCCGAACCUCGACUGUACAAGCUCAUCGGGCACGCGGCCCUCUUCGACAACGCGAAGAAAUUCAUUACGGAGCACACGGAGCACGAUGUCAGAGAGGUAGAGGGAGCUGAAUCCCUGGCUCAAGACUACGACGAUGAAGACGAGGAUGGGCCCUCAUUCGGAUACGUUGAGGAUCUGCGGGAUGAAGAGUCGACGGAGUCAUCCUUCCCACCACUGGACUCGUCGAAUUAUUCUACUCAACAGAACGGAAAGAAUCAACCGGUGCUGAGUGUGUCAGCAACCGAGAUUGAGCUACCUGCGACUGAGGGCGAUGGGUGGGAAAACGAUAGCGAUUCAAGCACCGAGGCUGGCGAUGACGGCAACCAGAGUGAUGGCGACUGGAGUGAUUCCACUUGCGAGGAAUAUGAGGACGAGGAUGAUGAAAAUGUCCCCCCAGAUCGGAAGAUUGUCGACAUCUUCCCAGAAAUGACUUAUGAUUUCACGACUGCUUCCAAGUACAGCCCUCAAGAUGACGAUUUGGUUCUUUGGUCUCAGCAACCGCGAGUCUUGUCGCAGAGCCAGGCUGAUAGUCUACUUGUGGAGGCCUUUGGCUAA